This is a messenger RNA of Malania oleifera, 2659 nucleotides long. Its product is annotated as serine/threonine-protein kinase D6PK-like. The record is from RefSeq and is a predicted model, not a curated record. Gene Ontology annotation, cellular component: plasma membrane; nucleus; cytoplasm. Bases 400 to 2445 code for a protein of 681 amino acids. Gene Ontology annotation, biological process: protein phosphorylation. Gene Ontology annotation, molecular function: ATP binding; protein serine/threonine kinase activity. Lineage: Eukaryota; Viridiplantae; Streptophyta; Magnoliopsida; Santalales; Ximeniaceae. The transcript is spliced from 3 exons.
AAGAACAAAGUAGAGUAGAACUUGAGGAAGAGCAUUUCUUGGGGAAACAUCCGAAGAUAAAGACGGCUCUUUUUGCUCUGCUCUGCUCUGCUUCGCAUUGCAUUGCAUUGCUUUGCUUUGCUUGUGAACUUAGUUUUGUUCUAUCAUAAUUAAAAUUUUCCAUUAAACGACGGAAAUUUCGUGAAUAAAUCACAUCGAAAUUUAUCUUUGAUCUUUCUGUCUCGUUUUGGUCCGAUCUGAAAAGCUUGGGAGAACAGAGACGCCCCAAAAGUUGGUUCGCUUUCUCAGAGCGCUGCGCAGAAGACUCUCAUCUUCGCUUCUUCACCAGUCAUGAGAGAUGGCUUAGUCUGCAUUUUCAUUUCUUUUUUUCUCUGAUCAGUCCUGGUGCCAAAUUUCUUGAUGGAGUCGGUCGUUGAUGGAGUUAAGUCUUUAUCAAAGCCACACAAUUCACCGGCUUCUCCAAUAGGAUGCAAGCCUUCUUCCACCUCAGGGACCCCUCGCCCCUCUCGGCCUCCAUCUCCCAAGCCAUCUAAAACUGAAGUAGCUUCUUCUGCUUCCAGUACAACUCCUUUCGCUAACAGCCUGAGGACUAUUCGUUCUCCGGCAGGAUCUGGAGUUGAUCGAAAACAAUCCCCCAGAACAGCAUAUGAUCAUGUACAACAUGAAGAACCACCCUGUUCAGCAAAACAAUCUUCCAGAGCAAAUAAGGACAAAUUAGAAGUUGUGGGUCCAAAUGAUGUUCUUGAUAAAACAGUGGAAAUUUCUUGCCACAAGACAGUUCUAACAAUGGAUAGAAAGUCUCACCUCAAGCAUCCACCUGAUGAUUAUGAGAGUAGUAGUUCAAGUGGCUUGGUGGAAUCGGAAGAUUUGCUUUUAGAGCCGUACAAAGUAGGUGUUGGGCAAUUGAAUAACCAGUUAACAUGUCAAUCCGCAGUCGGAUUUUGUCCAAGUCCUCAAAACAGUCUCUACUCUGCCACACAUUACACAGAAGCCAAACAAAGUUUCACCAAUACCGAAGUUAGUGAAUGUGCUAGCAGUAUUGAGAAGUCUGGUGGAAGUGCCAAAGUCAGCAACUCUUGUGAUUUUGUUGAGAGCAGGAAGACAAGUAUCUAUAGAGGCAGCACCGGAAGCGACAUUAGCGAUGAGAGCAGCUCCAGUAGUUUUAGCAGUGCCUUGUACAAGCCCCACAAAGCAAAUGACAUAAGAUGGGAAGCAAUUCAAGUUGUCAGAUCUCGGCACGGGGAGUUGGGGUUGAACCACUUCAGGCAGCUGAGGAAAUUGGGAUGUGGAGAUAUAGGCAAUGUGUACCUGUCUGAGUUAAUUGGCACGAAAACUUAUUUUGCUAUGAAGGUUAUGAACAAAGCUGCUCUAGCAAGUCGGAAGAAGCUUCUGAGGGCUCAGACCGAAAGAGAAAUUCUGCAGUCUCUGGAUCAUCCGUUUCUGCCCACUUUGUAUACACACUUCGAGACAGAGAAGAUCUCUUGCUUGGUGAUGGAGUUCUGUCCUGGUGGAGAUUUGCAUAAUCUCAGGCAACGACAACCUGGGAAAGUUUUCCCAGAGCAUGCUGCGAGGUUUUAUGUGGCUGAAGUUCUCCUUGCUUUGGAGUAUUUACACAUGCUAGGGAUUAUUUACAGAGACCUUAAACCGGAGAAUGUUUUAGUGAGGGAAGAUGGGCAUAUCAUGCUUUCGGAUUUUGACCUCUCCCUAAGGUGUGCUGUCUGUCCAACUCUUGUUAAAUCAUCGAAUUCAAGCCUGCAAUCAAAGAAUUCAGGAUACUGUGUUCAGCCUGCCUGCAUUGAGCCAAAUUGUGUAAUCCAGUCAGCUUGCAUCCAGCCUGCAUGCUUUUCACCACGGUUUUUUUCAAGCAAGUCGAAGAAGGAAAAGAAAGCCAAACCAAAGUAUGAAAUAUAUAAUCAAGUGAGCCCCCUCCCAGAGCUCAUUGCCGAGCCAACGAGUGCUCGAUCCAUGUCCUUUGUGGGUACCCAUGAGUACUUGGCACCCGAAAUCAUUAAGGGUGAGGGUCAUGGAAGUGCUGUAGAUUGGUGGACAUUUGGGAUCUUUCUCUAUGAACUUUUAUUUGGGAAAACUCCUUUCUGGGGAGCAGGGAACCGGGCUACUCUGUUUAAUGUGGUGGGGCAGCCCCUUAGAUUUCCAGAUUCACCUACAGUCAGCUUUGCUGCGAGGGACUUGAUCAGAGGUUUACUCGUCAAAGAACCACAGCAUCGUCUUGCAUAUCGCCGCGGUGCCACUGAAGUUAAACAGCAUCCCUUUUUCCAGAGUGUGAAUUGGGCUCUUAUUCGGUGUACAAAUCCACCGGAGGUUCCAAGACCAGUCACGAUGGAUAUUCCUGUAGUAACUGAUGCACCAAAUGCACCAACAACUGGGAAGUUGCCUGGUGUUGAUUUGAAGCCGUCAGGUAAUUAUUUCGAGAUGGAUUUCUUUUGAUCUUUGUAAUUUUCAUUUCAUUUCAGCAAACCAGUUCUUUUCGCCUAAUCUGUAUUGUGCUUCUAUGGUUUCUUCAUAAUUCAAAGGGGAUACAAAUGUGUAUAUCCUUUGUUAAGUGCGUGCAACUUCUGUUGUCUGGGCAUGAUAAGAAGUGCCAGGUAUAUGCAAACUGCCAUUAAAUGAAAAUGAAGUUGCUGAUCUUUCUGUUCUAUCA